CCUCAGCUCCCAAGCACUAGCCGAAAGAUGUUUGCCUUCGCCGCUCUCGUCGCUCUCGCCUCUUCUGCGCUCCCCACCGUCUUCGCUCACGGUGGUGUUCUGGCGUACUCGAACGCGGGCAACUGGUACCAGGGAUGGGCUCCCUACAACUCCCCCGAUGGUCAGACCAGCAUUGAACGCCCUUGGUCGACCUACAACCCAAUCACUGACCCUACCGACCCCACCUUGUCUUGCAACGACGACGGUACCUCUAGCGCUCUCCAACUUACCGCGACCGUCGCUGCUGGUUCUGCUAUUACUGCUUACUGGAACAGCCCCUGGCCUCAUGCCAUUGGCCCCAUGCUGACGUAUCUCGCGCAAUGCCCCGGCUCGACCUGCACCGGCGUCAACUCCGACAGCCUCCAGUGGUUCAAGAUCGACGAGGCCGGUCUCCUCUCCGGCACUGUCUUCAGCGGCUCCUGGGCCGAUGGCCAGAUGAUCGCCGACAACUCGAGCUGGACGACAACGAUCCCAAGCACGGUCCCCUCCGGCAACUACCUCAUCCGCUUCGAGACGAUCGCCCUGCACUCCCUCCCAGCUCAAUUCUACCCCGAGUGUGCGCAGAUUCAGAUUACCGGCGGAGGCAACCAAGCGCCGACCACCGAUGAGCUCGUCACCUUCCCUGGUGCCUACAGCAGCACCGACCCGGGCCUCGACAUCGACGUCUACAGCAACGCUGCGCAGACGGAGACCACUUACAUCAUCCCCGGCCCUCCGCUCUACGGCUCUGGCACCGGCGCUCCCGCUCCCCCACCGAGCAGCACCCCUACCGUCUCCGUGCCCGCGUCCUCCCCCAGCAGCACCCCAACCUCGGCCCCGACAGGGCCCACCGUCGCUCAGUACGGCCAGUGCGGUGGCCAGGGAUACACUGGCGCCACCAUUUGCGCCUCCGGCUCAACUUGCACUGUCGUCAACCCUUACUACUCGCAGUGCUUGUAAAAAGAGAUCGUCGUUUACGCCGCCUUAGCUCGAUGUAUCGCUUCGUGCUUGAUGUAACAUAUGUCUACGGAAAUGUAGCAUUGAUCUGACGCUAUCACAACGACCUGGGCUACUCCAGGGUACACAAGAAAGAUGUCGAAGAUACACUUGCGCUAUAUUUUGUCACGAGGUUUUUGUCAAGCUGCGAUGGGACGCAGAGGAAAGAAUACCGUCAGGCUUCGAACGGUCGUCUUGAUGAGUUUCUGGAGGCGAUCCGGGCUGCGGCGGCAGUUCACCGACGGCGAUAAGGCCCAGCUGGGAAGCACUUGUAAACGGGCCGAUCCUGCGCGAUGGCACCUCCUCUCCAGAUGGGAUCCAAGUCUCCUCGGCACACACGUACUCAUUGCGGCUCCCGACGAUGCGCAUGCGACUGUUGAGAAGCACGAGGAGCGACGUCGAGUACAGCUUCGCGAUCACGAGGACACCGCAAGAGUAGUAGCCCUCGGUUGGGAAAGCGAAGAAGAGCACCAGGUUGACUAUUGCGACUGUGGCAGUCAGAGUUCCUGUCUCGAUCACAAUACGGAUCAUUCUGGUAAUCACGGUUUUCGUCAUGGGAAACUGCACGUCUGCUCGCAAGAGUAGCCAUGUCGUGGAUGUGGCGAUGACACAGUCGCACAGCGCGCUCGCACCGGACCAUAUACUGGAGCUGACUGGGGCCGUGGACGCCAAGUCAUUGGCGGUCUGGAGCACGCUCAUCUGGAUGCCUAUGACGAUAGCCGCGGUCACCUGUAAAGCGGAGAGGGAGGCUAUUACGAGUCCCAAAAACUUGGAGCUCGAUAAAAUCGUGGUUCGGCGCGCAUAAAACAUCUGCACAAUGCAGCUCACUAUGCCCGAUAGCAUUGGAAUCGUAAACCCAUCGAUGUGCACAGAAGCAAGAGCUGCCUCGUCUCCAUAAUGUGCCGCGAAUGCCUGGAACGCAGACGAAAUCAACAAUGCUGUCUGACAGCUCUCGAACAUGUACAGAGUGUAGACGACCGCCUUUACUAAACGUUUGUCUCUUGGGAACGCGAGAUAGUACAAGUAAACUUGGGUGGAGAGAACGCCGUAGCAGCAGAUGUUGAAGAAAUGACCCAAAAG
This is a messenger RNA of Phanerochaete carnosa HHB-10118-sp, 2094 nucleotides long. Its product is annotated as glycoside hydrolase family 61 protein. Gene Ontology annotation, biological process: carbohydrate metabolic process. The transcript is spliced from 15 exons. Bases 28 to 978 code for a protein of 316 amino acids. Gene Ontology annotation, cellular component: extracellular region. Gene Ontology annotation, molecular function: cellulose binding. The record is from RefSeq and is a predicted model, not a curated record. NCBI's taxonomy places the organism in Eukaryota, Fungi, Basidiomycota, Agaricomycetes, Polyporales, Phanerochaetaceae.